Messenger RNA from Monopterus albus (swamp eel), 2964 nucleotides. It is a transcript of the gene nek11, whose product is annotated as NIMA-related kinase 11. The coding region runs from base 282 to 2030 and encodes 582 amino acids. NCBI's taxonomy places the organism in Eukaryota, Metazoa, Chordata, Actinopteri, Synbranchiformes, Synbranchidae. The transcript has 17 exons. The record is from RefSeq and is a predicted model, not a curated record. Gene Ontology annotation, biological process: protein phosphorylation. Gene Ontology annotation, molecular function: ATP binding; protein kinase activity.
GUCUUCUGUCUCCGUGGAAACCGUAUCAAACAAGGAAGUCCUGUGCAGGUAAACGACAUCGCGCCUGUUGUUUAUUAACCUAAUGCGUAAUAAACAAAAGACCAGGCGGGAACUUUUCUCCCGCUGUUACUAAAAUAUUUCAACCGUGCGUCUAUUAUCGGACACAGCGUCUGCAGCGCUUUUCCUGUCUUUCUCCCGCCAGUUUCAUUCCAUCCACAGCGAACACCGAGCUGACUAGCGGACGGAAGCAGCGCAUUAACGUCCUCAGGUGAGCUAACAGGAUGCCCAGGUUCCAGGAGGCGGUGUCAGGUCAGCCUUUGGUUGCUAAGCGAUACAACAUCCUGCAGAGUCUGGGCCGAGGCAGUUUUGGGUCAGUUUAUCUGGUCGAGGACACCAGAGCUGCAGACGGAGAGCAGCUGAAGGUGUUGAAGCAGAUUCCUCUGGGCAACCUUCGGCCCGAUGAGACAGUCCAAGCUGCGCAGGAAGCCCAGCUGCUGUCUCAGCUGCACCACCCAGCCAUCCUCACCUUCUACCACAGCUUCCUGGAGAGAGACGCCUUCUGCAUCAUCACCGAGUACUGCCAGGACCGGGAUCUGGACUGUAAACUGGAGGAGUUUAGACGAGCUGGGAGAAGCCUCCCCGAAAUCCAGGUCAUCGACUGGCUCAUCCAGCUGCUGCUCGGCCUUCACUACAUGCAUGACAGGCGGAUCCUCCACAGAGAUCUGAAGUCCAAGAACAUCUUUCUGAAACGAAACCUUGUUAAAAUUGGUGAUUUUGGAGUUUCCUGCCUGCUGAUGGGAUCAUGUGACCUGGCCACCACCUUCACUGGGACUCUGUACUACAUGAGUCCAGAGGUGCUGACCCACCAGGGCUACGACUCCAAGUCUGACAUCUGGGCCCUGGGCUGCCUCCUCUAUGAGAUGUGCUGUUUGACCCAUGCCUUCCAGGGUCCAAGCUUCCUGUCUGUGGUGAUGAAGAUCGUGGAGGGAGAAAGCCCGGCGCUGCCUGCUGCAUACACUCCGGACCUGAACUCAGUCAUGCAGAGAAUGCUGCAGAAACAACCGUCAUCCAGACCAUCGGCUGCAGAGAUUCUCAAGACCAAGUUCAUGAAGGAGAACAUGCAGAAGAUGAAGGACAGGUUUGUCUGUGUGUCGUCAGGAGGAGAGGAGGAUGCUGAACUCAUCGCCGAGAAAAUGCAGAUGAAGGUCCACCUACAGACAUUGAGGGAGAAGUCUGAGGUGGAGAAGAUGACGCCCAGAGAGAAAAUGAGGCUCCGCAAACUGCAGGCUGCCGAUGAGAAGGCCAGGAGACACCGGAAACUGGCUGAGCAGAAGUACAGAGAGGUCCACACCCGCAGGAGAGAGCUGAGGAGCCUCCACUUUGAAAACGUCAGCCUGGAUGUUCUGAAUGAGAGCAGAGAAGACAGAGGCUGCGCCAGCCAAUCAGCAGCCAGGAUUACCACUCAGCAGGGGGGUCGCAGCCAAUCAGGAAGCAGGAUGAGUCGGACACAGAGCUGCAUGAGCCCCACCUUCUACAUCCCAGAGGACCCUCAGGCUGCAGAGGUUUAUUACAACCAGGACGGGUUUGACUCCUGCUCAGAAGAUGAGGAGACAGAAACACCUGCAGAGACGCAGUCGGACCUGUCAGACCCACAGGUCAGUGAGCUGGAGGCCAUGAUGAAACACAUGGAGAAAGUUUUGGAAGAGGAGCAGAGUGGAGACCCAGCAGAGCCCGAGGCCCCUCAAAGCCCCCAGGGUCCCCCGAUGAUCAACAGCAGCUUGCUGGAGACCAGGAUCCAAAACCUGAGAGAGUCUGUCUGCCAUCGCCUCGGGCCGGACGUUUUCCAGAAGCUGUAUGAGAACCUGAAGGAGGCCAGGCAGCAGCAGGACGCUGAGGACGGCAUCGCACAAGAAGCUCUCAGUUGUCUGGAAGAGAAACCUGAUGUUGGUUUCCAGAUGCACCAGCUGCUGUUUUAUGAGGAAGAGCUGCAGUUAGUGAGGCGGCUGCAGGAGGACAGGCCAACUGUCUGACUGUCUCUAUGAGAAUCAUGAUUUAAAUAACAGACUGUAUGAAGAACGACAUUUGUUACUCUCCAGGUAACCUGUGAGCUGUAGUAUCAGUUCGACAUAUAAAAAUAGAAAAGAGUUUGUGUGGACUGCAGUUUAUUUACACGUAUGUAUGAAAGUGGAAACGCAGCCAAACAGCAGAUGCUUUUGUCUGAAUCAGCUCCAGUUACAGUUUUUGACACAGAUGUGAAGCAGGAUCUGUGAUCAGACUCCUGACAGCUUCCUGGUGAGCUGCCCUGUUUGUGUUGUGGCUCCCAGCAAGCAGCAUUUCACCAGACCGCAGCCUCGCUGGAUCAUGGUCUUUGUUUCAUCUGAUGUUCUGGACAAAUCCAGUAGUUUCCCAGUGAAACCUUCAGCCAGUCUGUUGGAUCAUCAGGUCAGCUGAGCUGUUCUCUGUUGCUUUACCUCUGCUGUCCCAAUACAUAGUUCUGUCCACCUCUACGGUGGCUCCCAAGGACAAAGCAUGCAAAGUCAAAGCACAAACAUUAAGGAAAUAUGCUGCAUGUGUUUCUGCACCUUUCCUUAAUGUCUGCGGAUACAUAUCUGUGGACUAGUGUGACACUAUAGGACUGUGUCUUCUGUCACACGUGCACAGGCUAAACAACACAGGAAGACAUUAGUCUGGUCUAAUCCAGGAUGAUGUCCAGUCAGGGCUCACGACUGCACCUGGAGCUGGAACACUGCAGUUACAUAGCAGGGUAACCCUUUUACUGUCGGCUGUUGUCACCUGGUUCCUGGUGUCUUUACCUUCAUCUGUCCUUUAUUUACAAACCAACUUUUCACCAGUAGUGCAUAAAAAGUCUGUUUAUUUUCACUGUCCGCUAAUAUUCACUUGUUUUCCAGGACUGCUGUGUGAAUAUUUAGCUGUUAAACAACUGUCACACAACAUCACCAUGAU